CAGACUUUUGGUCCAAGUAAGCGCCACAAUAGACCAUAACUGCCUUUGGCGGGUGCUGUGCGCCGAAAUGUCUUCGUCCUCCGCGUUCACGCAAUCUCACCAGGCACCAUCGCUUCUUUGCCGCGCAAGUUGGUACUGACUUUUCUGAUCGGCCACUUUGGAGCUCGCCGUUUCUUUGUUGAUUACUUUGGAGGGCUCCGCAGGACAAGGCCUAGUGGAAGGAAUUGAUUAUCACUUGAGUGGUUUUUUACUACAGUUGCAGAAUAGCUGCAUUAAAAAAUGGGAAAGCAAUUGGUGUCUUGCAAUUCCACUGUUCAAUUUCAGAACAACCAUGGAUGCAUGUGGGGUAUAUUUCAUAUGCUUGACUAUCAUCGUUGGCGUAACGUUAAAAAGGUCUUUCCUCACAAAAGGCAUUACUUGGGAAGACAUGCCAGAUAUUAUAAGAAAAGAAACACUUUGUCCAACCACAGUGAUUGUGACGACCAAAGAUUUGAGAAUGUGGAUGUUAAACCCCUACUGGUUAGGCAACGUGGCAAAAAAGCGGGUGCUGCUGGCGAGAGUUCUGCCAGAAAAAGCAAAAAAGGAUUGCGUAUUGAAAAUAUGUCCGAAGAAGAAAGUUCCAAAGAUCAGAUCUUAAGCUUACAAAGUAGGCCACAAGAUUUUGAGUCUUCUGAUAAAUCUGCAGUAGAAACUAGUAAACUUGAUAGAGACGUUUUCAGUGAGUUUAAGGAGCAUGCUGAUGUUGUGGAGGUAUUCAGAGCAGAAAAAGAUUUUCUCCUGAAAUUCUUAAAAGAUCUGAAUGUGGGCGCGAGAAGCUUUCAAAACAAGAAAGCAAGAUUGACAAAAUCAGGGUCGUUCCCCAUAGCAGCAUCUUCACAAGUGCGGAACCUUAAAUCAACGAGCCUCAAACACAAGCAAACAGAAAUAUGGGCCUUUCCUAAGGGGGAAAAGCUGCUUUUUGGGACUCAAGCACUAAAUUUUUUUGCAAAAGAUGAUGCUUAUAUGAAAGAAGUGUCAUUAGUGGGUGAUUAUGGUCUGGAUAGUACUAUGAAACAAUCAGGGUUUGCUUUGUCAGGGCCUUCAAAUGGAUUAAAUCACAAACAUAAAGGGUGGAAUCAACUGGUUCUUCAUCGUUUCAAAGUUAUAAAGCAGAGGAUAAAGCAUGCUCUUAUGGAAUUAACCAAAAAUGGUUAUCAUACUUCUCUUGAAGCAUUCCGUCGAAGAGUUUCAUAUGAAAAUAGGCUUGGGAAAGAGGCGCCACAACGUUUAGAGGAUGGCAUGACUGAGAUUAUAAGCUCAAAUGAAAUUAAAGCCUCUGAUUAUGACUCCAACAAGCAUGAAAUUCCCCUCAUAAGAAGAACAUCUUCUCUGAAUGAGUCACUGGAUAGAUAUACUCAAUUAUUUGAGAGAAGUUUUGGCAAAGAUAUCAAGUGGCAUGGCUCAAUGUUCAAGAGCUUAAAAGUGACAAAUGCAGAUGACAAUCACACAGGUGGUUGUGCUCCAAAGUUGACCAAAAGGAACUUGUCUCUCCCUAAUAUCGAGUCCAUAGGCUUCAUUCUUCAUGAGGCCAUUUGCGAUGCAAAUGAUGCAGGGAGUAUUCCAGCAAGAACUUCUUUGGAUAACAACAAAAAAGAAGAAACUGAUAUUCUUGUUCAUCGAAAAUCAGCAAGCCUUCUUGUGAGCAAAGACAAACUACUAGAUGAUAUAAUAGAGACUGAAGUUAAGGAAGAGGAGGAAAGCAGUGGGAACGAUGUAACUCCCAAUCCUUUAUCCCAUUCAACUGCAGAAAAUGAAAGUUCUUGCCAAGAAAAUGUGGAAAUAGAAACGACAAUGGAUCAUGGCAAGGGUAUGAUGGAUAUUCUUGAAGCUAGCUGUGAAGACAAGACAACCGAAAAUACAACAGGUACUGAAAGAAAUAUAAGAGGCUCUAGCAUGAAUGAUAUGGAGGAAGAUUUACCGAAAGUAGAAAGCAGAUACUCUUUGCAAGCAAAAGGGACAAACAAGAGCAGUGACAAUCAUUUCCUGCUCUUGGAAUCAGAUAUAAUAAAUGAUUCAAAUUUCAAAUAUGUGAAGCACAUUAUUGAACUUUCAGGCUUCAUGGAGAAUGACCAUAUCCAAAUGUGGCACACAGUGAACCAACCACUAAAGCCAUCCUUAUGCAAAGAAACAGAAUUCUUUGAAGAGAUUGACAAGCCCAUUGAUCAUCAGCUUCUUUUUGAUAUAGUGAACGAGAGUCUGCUUGAAAUAUUUGAAGGAUCAUCGACCUACUUCCCUCGGCCCUUCUCCUUCAACCUCCGCCUUCAUCCUACACCGAAGGGUCAUCGUCUUCUUAGGGAAGUGUGGAAUAGAGUUAACUUGUAUCUGAGCUUAAUGCCGGAAUUAGAUCAGACAUUAGACGAUGUUGUCAGACGAGAUUUGGCAAGUAAUGUCUGGAUGAACCUUCAAAGUGAAGAAGAGUGUGUAGCACUUGAACUAGAGGACAUGAUUGUGGAUGAUCUGUUGGAUGAAAUAAUCUUCUGUUGAGGUUUUCAUAGAUCUAAGCUUCAAAUCAAAUCUAGCAGCUUGGAUUGUUUGAGCAUAUGAUUGUAGCAGCCACAGCAUUCAUGUGGCACAGUGAGCUUAUUAAUGUUGCAGCCACAUGAAUGCUCGCUUAUCGCGGAAACGCUUAGAAAGAUGCGAAUUGGAGUGAUCCUGCUUCUGGUCAAUUUUAACUGACAAGUGCCAGCAUAGAUGGGGAAAAAAGGGAGAUUCUGUGUUCAUGUUCAUAUUGGUCCGCUGGUCGAUGUUCUGUAGAGUUUAUUAAGGAGUUCUGUGUGUGAUUUGUUUGUAAAUACUAAAUAAUGUAUAUGAUUGCUGGAGUUGAAGAAGUGUUUUAGACUUUUUUUUUUUUUUUAAUAGAAUACAAUAGAGUGGGAUGCAUAAAAGUUUUAUAUAUUGUUAAUUGAGAGAAUUUCUUAAAAGAAAAUGAAAUAGUUUGGAAUGACUUUUUUAAUACCA
Molecule: messenger RNA, 2997 nt
Organism: Prosopis cineraria
Lineage: Eukaryota; Viridiplantae; Streptophyta; Magnoliopsida; Fabales; Fabaceae
Exons: 6
Coding region: 280-2523 (747 amino acids)
Source: RefSeq, a predicted model, not a curated record